Molecule: messenger RNA, 2885 nt
Organism: Taeniopygia guttata (zebra finch)
Lineage: Eukaryota; Metazoa; Chordata; Aves; Passeriformes; Estrildidae
Product: flavin-containing monooxygenase 5-like
Molecular function (GO): NADP binding; flavin adenine dinucleotide binding; N,N-dimethylaniline monooxygenase activity
Source: RefSeq, a predicted model, not a curated record
AGCAUGGGCUGACGUACACAUACACUCCACAGUGAGACAGCCUCUCCCAAGGUGUGUCCCACCACAGCGGGUCCUGGUGCUCACCGUGGCACGGCUCAGAGCCACCCUGCUCACCUGCACACAGCUCCUCCAGAAGGUGGCUGGGUGUGCUGGGCACCCAGAGUGGGUAAAGGAUGGGGGUCCUGUCCAUCAGAUGCCUGGACUGGUCAUGCCAGUCCCCUCCCCAUCCCCUAAGUUUGUUUUCCAUGCCACAGCUUGCUGAAAUCUGAAGCACAGCCACAUCUCUGCUCUGCCCAGGAAGACCCGGGGCAAUGUUGGUAUCAUUAAGCGCUUACAGAACUUAGUGCGCCUCUUGCAAAGGGCAGGGCGAGCCAGGAGGUGUGGCAAGGAGGUGAGAGAAACCUGUAGAUCAUGUUUGGAAGAAGCGCAUCUUGUGACAGCUUGGCCACCCACAGGAAGUACAGGGACAGUCACCCUCAAAAGGAGCAGCACUGGGCAGUCUCCCUUGAGGGACGUGCCUGGCUCUGCAGCUCCCGGCCACAGCUUCUCCAGCAUCCCUGCCCCCAGCACGCCGUGGGACAUGGCUGCUCGCAGAGUAGCCAUCAUCGGCGCCGGUGCCUCCGGCCUCUGCGCCCUGAAAUGCUGCCUGGAUGAGGGGCUGCAGCCCACCUGCUUUGAGAGGAGCAAGGACAUCGGGGGGCUCUGGCGCUUCGAGGAGCACCCCGAGGACGGCCGUGCCAGCAUCUACCGCUCCGUCAUCAUCAACACCUCCAAGGAAAUGAUGUGCUUCAGCGACUUCCCCAUCCCUGAGGACUUCCCCAACUACAUGCACAACUCCAAGAUCAUGGAGUACUUCCGCAUGUACGCCCAGCACUUCGACCUGCUCCGCCACAUCCGCUUCAGGACCAGCGUGUGCCGCGUGUCCAAGCGCCCCGACUUCGCCAGCAGCGGGCAGUGGGAGGUGGUGACGGAGAGCGAGGGGCAGCAGGAGGCGGCCGUCUUCGACGCCGUGCUGGUGUGCAGUGGGCACCACACCGAUGCUCAUCUCCCGCUCAGUUCCUUCCCAGGGCUGGAAAAGUUUGAGGGCUGGUACCUGCACAGCCGCGACUACAAGAACCCUCAGCCCUUUUUGGGAAAACGGGUGGUCGUGGUUGGCAUUGGGAAUUCAGGCAUCGAUAUCGCAGUGGAGCUGAGCCACACAGCCAAGCAGGUUUUCCUCAGCACCAGGCGUGGGUCCUGGGUGAUGCACCGGGUGGCAGACAGCGGGUACCCCUUUGAUAUCAGCUACAUCAGUCGCUUCGUGCAGCUCCUCCAGAACCUGCUGCCUCCAAGUAUCACCAGUUCCUUCCUGGAGCGGAAGCUGAAUGCCCGCUUUGACCACGCACUCUAUGGCCUAAAGCCCAAGCACAGGGUCUUUCACCAGCACCCAACCGUCAACGACGACCUGCCCAACCGCAUCAUUUCGGGCAGGGUGCAGGUGAAGCCGAACAUCCAGGAGUUCACAGAGACAUCUGCCAUCUUUGAGGAUGGCACCAGGGAAGACGUCGAUGCCGUAGUUUUUGCCACGGGAUACAGCUUCUCCUUCCCGUUCCUCGAGGGCUGCGUGAAGGUGGUGGAGAACCAGAUUCCUCUCUACAAACACAUGUUCCCCCCUGACCUGGAAAAGCCAACGCUGGCUUUCAUUGGCCUCAUCCAGCCCCUAGGAGCCAUCAUGCCCAUCUCAGAGCUCCAGUGUCGCUGGGCCACCCGUGUCUUCAAAGGGCUGCAAGGUCUGCCGUCAUCCACUGACAUGCUGGCCGAAAUCACACAAACCAAGCAGAGAAUGGCUGAGAGGUACGUGAAGAGCCAGCGGCACACCAUCCAGGUGGAUUACAUCCCUUACAUGGACGAGCUCGCCUGCCAGCUGGGGGUCAAGCCCAACCUGCUCUCCCUGUUCCUCACGGACCCCAGGCUGGCCAUGGAGGUGGCCUUCGGUCCCUGCACGCCGUACCAGUACCGGCUGCGGGGCCCGGGCGCGUGGGCAGGAGCCAGGGCCGCCAUCCUCAGCCAGCGGCAGCGUGUGGUCCGGGCCCUGCAGCCGCGGGCCAGCCGCCACCCUGCCCGCCCCAGCGCUGCGCCACACGUCCUCACGGUGCUCUUCAGCAUCGCCAUGAUUGUGGCCACCCUCGUCUAUGUCUCGCUGUGUCCUUAGCCUAAAGGGAAGGAGACAGCAGGUCCUGCCGGCAGUCUUCUCCGUUCCCCUUGGGCUUCUGUCUGUUGUGUCUCGCUAGCUAUGCCGGAGCACGGAGGGAGCCGUUCCUUGAAGGUGCAGCCGAAGCGAUAUGCGGAAUAAAUAAAUAGACUCCACAGCCUGGGGUAGUUAUGAAGUGGGUAUGUAUUGCCAGCGCUCAGCACAAGUGAGAUCGCUCUCCAAGACUUGUCCACUGAGCUUUGGUCUGACCCAAGCCUUUAUUCACAAAGGUGUUCCAUAUGCAGUACAUUACAAAACUUUUUUAUGCAUAUUCAACCCCUGGCUUCGCCUGUCCUCGCCUCUCAUGCUAUAUAGGUCCACGCCCUUCUGUGCAUGUGAGGUUUGCUGUGGUGGUCCUGCAGGGGUCUCUGGUGGUCUCUGAGGCUGAAGAUCGUAGUGUUCCUCAAGGUUGAACUUUUGAACUCUUAUCUGCGCAUGUGCUUUCGGUCUUUUGGUGCUUAUCUUAGUACCAUCUGUCAGUCUUUCUAAGUUUGGAGGCAGAGGAGCCUCUUUAUCUGGGUUCUUUGUAUUUUCAUGCCCCUUUUUGUUAUUGUUCCUUACGCAAUAAGCUUCAGUAAUUUGCAUUUUCUUAUGCCCUUUUGUAUCUUGGCAGAGGUUUCUUAAGUAAAAGGUAAAACUUCAACACAUAACUCUA